AUGGCGAACAUGGAGCGCAGACUUGGUAAAGAGUUGCAAUCGGAAGACGUGGAAAACUUGUUGGAAAAAUCAGACUUAGAAGAUUAUUUGCUAUUCGAACAAGAUCUAGACGAUCCUCCUUUUAUGGGUUCACUAGAAAAUAUACCGUCCAGCUCAAGCGACAACGACAACGAGAGUGAAGAUGAGCAGGGCGACGAGUGGUUGCCGGAUCCUGAGCGCUUCUCCAUUUUUAAGACACUGGUCAAAGCAGCUGCAGAUGGGAGACAUCGUGGUUGUAGUCGACCACACCUUGCCAUGCAACAUGUGGCCGAUAGAAAUCGUCGAGCGCAUUUACCAGGGUCCCGAUGCGGCGUGCAAGUUCAACCAAACUGGUGUUUUAAAGCGUCCCGUUACAAAGCUCGUCGUGCUGAUGAAAGAAGAGGCUCGCAGCGCUGCGCCGCGCCGGGCGGGAGGACUGUUAUAGACGACGAUCCCCAACGAGCCCCGACGAAAAAUCUAAGUAGUUUAAGUCACGCCCCUUUUGUCUUACUAUGUGCACGCAUGAACUAUUGUACGUAU
Molecule: messenger RNA, 558 nt
Organism: Brenthis ino (lesser marbled fritillary)
Lineage: Eukaryota; Metazoa; Arthropoda; Insecta; Lepidoptera; Nymphalidae
Source: the annotation of a GenBank genome assembly